CUUGCGUGUCAUCAGAUAUAUUUCGAAAUAAAUUAAAUUAAAUUAGAAAAGAGGACUCCAUGUCGACUGAUUCGACGGCAGGGUGGCCGACGGCCUAUUCUCCUCCACUGGAUACGCAGACCGAGUGGCCGAUGAAGCCUCCAGGUGAGAAACCUGCAAAGGUACCGCCGAAGAAACGAGGCCGUCCCCGUAUGGCGGUGGACAAAGAUGGCGCCGAGAAACGUCGAGUCCAGGUCCGGUUGGCACAGCGGGCGUAUCGGGAUCGCAAAGAAAACACCAUGGCGCAGCUCCGAGAGCGCGUGGCGAAGCUCGAGUCCGGGAUCGAAGAGCUCAGCAAGUCGUUUCUGAGCUUCAGCGAGCUUCUCCUCACCGACGGGGUCCUCAAGAGCCAUCCGGCCGCUGCUCGCGAGCUGAAACAUAUCACGCGUCUGUGUGUGUCGCUUGCCAGCUCCGGUAGUCAAGACUCGGAGAGGACAGACGAAGUGGAUGAAGAGGUGCAGGAGGUGCAUGAAGAGGUGCAAGAGGCGCACGAUCUGCACAAUCUGCACGAAGAACCGACUAUAGUUUCAUCCGACUCACAAGAAUCAUCCCCCAACGAGGUGAGCCCGGGAAGUACGGAAAUCAUGAGGCUUCCUGCCGAGGGACUGCCGUUGAACAUCCUCCCCUCGAUGUACGCGAUGAAUCUGAGCCGAAAACCGCGGCCGGUGUUCCAAUUCUCAGACUCGUGGAUCGAUCUGGUCAUGGCCAAGCAAACAUUCUGCGGUCUCUCGAUACUGCCCGUCUACCUGGAAGACAAGAAGGACUACUGGUCGCAGCUGUCGUACUUCCCCUUUGCCCGCCGCCUCCUCUACAUGUGCACCAAGUACGGCUACGAACUGCUGACCGAGCCCGUUCUCCGCAUGGACGCCGUCGCCCGGCUGGUUCCCCCCGGGUUCACAGAGCAGGAGCGCCAGCGAGUGACCACGCUCUUCAAGGAUGUCUUGGGUCUGGAACCCUGCCUGGUGAUCGAGGCCCAGGUCGAACGGUACUACGCGCAGAACCUACCGGAGAAGGCAGACGCUGAGAUCCGCCUGCGACAGUUCAUGCAGACCCGCGAGCUGCUCGUCCAGCCCGACCACGCCGACUCCAUGCUCGACGUCUAUGCUGUCGACAAGUUCCUGCGCGCAAAGGACAUGUACGUCGACGAGCGUACGUAUACCGUGCCCCUUCCUGAGACUGCGGGCGUCUCCUUCCCGCCACAUGUGGGCAUUGGACUUCUCCCGUUGAGCUUGCAACAGCCGGUUUUUUAUGUCCAGACUUUUAUCCAGAUGCUGGCUCAUGUGGGCACCUGUAUCGAUGAAGCCCCGGCUUUCCGACGGCUGGACGUCGAGCUCGCUUAUGAAUUCGCCAUUUCCAGGAAUACAGGCAGUUUACUCUGACCUGCUGACGUUCCUCUUCUAAUAGUUUAUGAAGAAGAAAGUUGAAAUUGCUGUCUACCUGGUUAAGUUGACUAGGUCUUACUCAUAGGGCAAUAAUAUAGUGAGGGUUACUUAGAGGAUAAUAAUAAUAUAACUUCAACAACUAUAGAGACUGGGCAGGGCCGGAACCGGAG
Molecule: messenger RNA, 1591 nt
Organism: Penicilliopsis zonata CBS 506.65
Lineage: Eukaryota; Fungi; Ascomycota; Eurotiomycetes; Eurotiales; Aspergillaceae
Exons: 4
Coding region: 60-1418 (452 amino acids)
Biological process (GO): regulation of DNA-templated transcription
Molecular function (GO): DNA-binding transcription factor activity
Source: RefSeq, a predicted model, not a curated record